AUGAUCGGCCGUUGUUCCUGCAUAUUGUUGUCGAUUCUGGCGGCCGUUUCCGGCAUGCCGAGACGAUCCACGAGAUCGACGGUGCCGUCCUGGCACCUGCCCUGCGGCGAGGAGAUCGAAAUGGAGCUUGCGACCAUCGAGAACUUCGAGGAGGAAGUGAAGUCCAGCUUGGAGCGCCUCAGGCUCCAGCACCGGCUGACCAUGGCCGAUUACUUGUACCGCGACUACGAGUACCUGUACGAAAGGGUUCGGAUCGGUGUCCACGACCAUCAAUACAUCCCCAACUGGGUGCCCGGCAAGAACGACGUGAACAAAAUCAAGAGGCUGGUCGACGCCAAGCCGCAAAUGAUCGCAGGCCACUACCCGAAGAUGCACACGGACCUGCAGAAGUUCGCGGUGGCUUUCGAGGAAUUGGUGGCGGACGAAACGAACGCGGAGAUCCGCGACGCGCUGGCGACGACGCAGUCCUAUUUGACGGCGAUGCUCUGCGAGGUGGAGACCAACAUCGUCACCCUGCCGGCCCUCGAGAUGCCGACCAGGGUCGAGAGGAGCAUCAUGAAGAGCACCGAUCGAGAGCCCGUCGACGACACCAGAAGGCUCGUCCGCGAUUGGGGCGUGCUCCUCAAGUACAGGGACUACCUGCACGCAUGGAGGCACGUUUUUAACGAUUAGAGGAACGGCCGAGC
Messenger RNA from Megalopta genalis, 686 nucleotides. RefSeq lists its product as uncharacterized. Lineage: Eukaryota; Metazoa; Arthropoda; Insecta; Hymenoptera; Halictidae. The record is from RefSeq and is a predicted model, not a curated record.